Chinchilla lanigera (long-tailed chinchilla) is the source of this 2005-nucleotide messenger RNA. Its product is annotated as poliovirus receptor. Gene Ontology annotation, molecular function: cell adhesion molecule binding. Gene Ontology annotation, biological process: homophilic cell-cell adhesion; susceptibility to natural killer cell mediated cytotoxicity; cytoskeleton organization. The record is from RefSeq and is a predicted model, not a curated record. NCBI's taxonomy places the organism in Eukaryota, Metazoa, Chordata, Mammalia, Rodentia, Chinchillidae. Gene Ontology annotation, cellular component: extracellular exosome; plasma membrane; focal adhesion.
UGCUGCCGCUGCUGCCGCUGCUGUGGCUGCUCUCCUGGGUGCCCCCCGGAGCCGGCACGGAUACUCUGAGUGUGCAGAUGCUUCCCCAGGUGCUCGGCCUCUUGGGUGAGAACGCAACGCUGCCCUGUCAGCUGCAGUCACUGCAGCCAGGCACCAGGGUGACCCAGCUCACCUGGGAGUUUCAGAAGCAGGACCAGCCUCUCGUCUCUGUGGCCGUCUUCCACCCCCAGGAAGGGCUCAAAGUCAAGGAGUCCAGGGACCCCAACCAGCCCCCGCGGGUGAAGUUCCUGGCUGCCACGGUCGGCGGAGACCUUACAGAUGCCAGCCUGACGGUGUCGGAGCUGCGCGUCGAGGAUGAAGGCACCUACGUAUGCCACAUCUCCACCUUCCCUCAGGGGAGUGCCGCCGGAAAAACCCAGCUGCGCGUGCGCGUCCCUCCACAGAACAGGGUGGAGCUGCAGGAGGUGUCUCCAGGCCUGAUCUCCGGGGAGCGGGUGCCCGUGGCCCUCUGCAUCUCUGAGAGGGGCCGGCCGCCCGCCCAGGUCUCCUGGGCCCUCGAUGACUCAAAUGCGAUGACCAGCGGGAAGCAAGAGCAAGAGCCAGGGCCCCUGCUGGGCACAGUCACCGUCACCAGCCUGUUGUCCAUGGUGCCCUCCAGCCGCACGAGUGGCAAGAAUGUCACGUGCAGAGUGGAGCACGAGAGUCUGGAGGAGCCGGCCCUGCUGCCUGUCACCCUGUCCGUGUCCUACCUGCCCGAGGUGUCCAUCUCUGGCUACGACGACAACUGGUACAUCGGCCGCGAAAACAUGACCCUCAGCUGUGAGGUGCACAGCAACCCAGAGCCCGAGAACGUGGUCUGGAAAACGACCACGGGAACCCUGCCACGCUCUGCCGAGGCCCAGGGCAGGCGGCUCCUGAUCCGAACGGUUGAUGAGUCCAUCAACACAACUUUCAUUUGCCUGGUCACCAACACCAUAGGGACAGGCCAGGGGGAGCUGACCAUCCAGCUCAAAGGACCGCCUCUUGGGAAGCAGCCAGACUACACCGCAGCCAUCGCAACCGGCGCAGUCAUCGGUGUCUUGGUUCUAGGUGCUGUUGUGAUCAUCCUGUUUCUCUGUCGCCGCAGACUCUUCGAUUGGUGCCUAUCCAGCUCCUCAGCGAAUAGUGCAAACCGGGCAGACAACGCAAACAGAGCGAACAGUAAGAACAGGAUGUACAGUGCCAACGGGACAAACAGGGUCAGGUAUUCAGUGGUGAAUGGCCAGUGUGACACCAACAGAGGACCAAGGUGACACGUAGUGACUGAGCGACACAGGGACUGGCUGGACCCCACUGCAAUGGCUGAAGGUGCUUCCAAAAGGAUGGGUCUCAUCUCCCGCCAGAUGUCAAGAUGUGACUCUGUCCCCCAGGGCAGUGGACAGCACAAGUUCCACUAAGGACGCAACAGAGCUCAGAAACACUUGUCUACUCACAGAUACUGUGAAUAGCAGCAAAACAGUGGGGAUUAAAAUCAGCCAAAGGGGGCUGGGGAUUUAGCUCAGCAGCACAGCACCUGCCUGGCAAGUAUGAGGUCGUGAGUUCGAUUCCAGGUUCCAGAAAAAAUACAAAAAAAUGAGCCAAAGGACAAGCAGCACCGGGCAGACGUCGGGGAGACCAGCACCGCCUUCCAACUGCCAGUCCCAGAGGAGCCAUGGGGACAGCACCAACUCGUGCAGGGUUGCAGAAUCCAAGAGAUCAGACAGACCAAUGAGGAAAGAGGAGGAUUUAUUUCCGGCAUUUUAGAUGCACAUCAACCCAGCCAAAUUCACAUCUGAAGUGCUGGAAAGGUUCUAGUUUUAUACAUUUGGCUGAAGAGGAUGGUCUUUAGAAACGAGGGUGGGGGUGGGGGGGCAGGUGAGGGUGCAGAAGCAAAACCAAGCAGUUAAUAACUGUCUUAGUUGCUUUCCUCGUUGCUGAGACAAAAUACCUGAUGCUCCAAGUUAAGGGAGAAGAGGUUUAUUUGGCU